ACCGCGGCGGUUUAACUUGGUCCAGUACGCUGGCAGAUAAAUAUCCGAUAAAUAUUGAGUAGCCAUCUUUCCCCAGAAAUCACCACCGUUUCAACACCUCCAUCAUGUCCCCCGAUAGCACAAUUGCUGAUGGGCAGUUCCCUCAGCAUGCGCCAAAAGCUACCUUUGACCAUAAUAAAGUUACUGUUAUCUACAUUCUUGGUGGACCGGGAGCUGGUAAAGGUACACAAUGCGGGAGGCUAGUGGAAGACUUUGGCUUUUGUCACCUUUCAGCUGGCGAUCUUCUCCGUGCAGAGCAGAAUCGCGUUGGCUCCCAGUACGGUAUCUUGAUACAGACCUGUAUUCGGGAAGGUACAAUAGUUCCGAUGGAAGUGACUGUCAAAUUACUUGAGAACGAAAUGACCGCCGAACUGCAGCGCAGGACAGGGGAUGGUUGGAAUGACGGUAGAGGCCGCUUUUUGAUUGAUGGUUUCCCUAGAAAAAUGGACCAAGCUAUCAAGUUUGACACAGAGGUGUGCCUUGCUUCUCUUGUAAUCUUUUUCACGACUUCAGAGGAGGUCAUGCUGGUGCGCCUUCUCGAGCGUGGCAAAACCAGUGGCCGCGAAGAUGACAACAUCGAGAGCAUCAAGAAGCGUUUUCGCACUUACAACGAUCAAACGAUGCCCGUCAUCCAAUAUUAUGCAAAAGAAGAUAAAGUGGCUGAGAUCGAUAGUACCGCUUCAAUCGAAGUAGUACACAAAGAAGCUAGUCAAGUCAUAAAGAACUUGUUUUCACGUGCACUUCCCUGAUUUUACCUUCAGCCUGUUUUCAAUUGUGACUGUGCAGCACAAAAUUCACUGAUAAUCUUGCAAAUUUUAUAUAACUUCUAUUUCUAUCAUGCGUAAACCUUGCACUCUGUGUUGUCGUUAUGCCCUUGUAAUGCUAAUCUGCAGGAGGCCUUGCCUCCUUUCUUGAUUUCAAGUAUGUCACCAUCAGAACACACAAGGUGUGCCCUCUCGUCGUCUUUAUUCUGUCAUAGCGUUGUUGGGUCAAACAUAUUAUUUACUCUGAUGUUUGUGUGGAAUAGCUUACCGGUAUCCAUUCCCACCCUCCGCAUCGGAUAUAUUCUACCACUGUUGGGCCAGAUCCUUCGUCAGUCACUCGACCGUCCUCGCCAUAUCGUAGUUUAGUAUGGUUUCCAUUGUUAUAAGCUGCAGUAAGGACCGCUGAUACCUUUUCCGCAAAGGCGACCCGCAUCUCAUGACUAUCAGGUUUAAAUGAUGGAUCGCGCUGAGGACGAAUUAUGACGACGUGCAUCGACUCUUGUUUGAGUGUAUCACGCGACAUGAGAGGCGCAAUGCAGAAGAAAGGCUCUAGGCGAUCGACGUUCACGGUGGAUAGAAAAUAUAUGGAAGGACCAUCUAGCUCAAUUUCUGAGUCGUGUUCGUUUUCCGAUGGGAAGGAUGUGAAAGCAUCACUCCGAGGGUCAUAAAUCUCUACUUUCCCAACCGAUGGUACAGGUAAAAGCUUGAUGGAGCUAUUAUACCAUCGGGUGCUAUUAUUCAUGGCAGCAACCUUGAAGCGCUCUAUCCC
Molecule: messenger RNA, 1572 nt
Organism: Serpula lacrymans var. lacrymans S7.9
Lineage: Eukaryota; Fungi; Basidiomycota; Agaricomycetes; Boletales; Serpulaceae
Exons: 7
Coding region: 105-788 (227 amino acids)
Biological process (GO): UDP biosynthetic process; 'de novo' pyrimidine nucleobase biosynthetic process; CDP biosynthetic process
Cellular component (GO): nucleus; cytoplasm
Molecular function (GO): ATP binding; UMP kinase activity
Source: RefSeq, a predicted model, not a curated record